AUGAUUGUGUUGACAGCACAUCACGACAUACAAGCAUUGCUGGCCAUUCGGCUGACAGGGAAGAGGAUACAUCGACCUGGACACACAAGAGAUGUUCUUGCACUGCCGAUCUUCAAGCAGGAAGAACCGCAGCUGUCUCCUGAGAACGAUGCCAAACUGCCACCCUUUCAGUAUGUUCUUUGCACAGCCACGUCGCCUGCUGUGAAACUGCAUGAAGAAACCCUGACCUACCUCAACCAAGGUCAGUCUUAUGAAAUCCGUCUACUUGAGAAUAGGAAAUUGGGAGAGUUUCAAGAUUUAAACACAAAAUAUGUAAAGAGCAUAAUUCGUGUAGUUUUCCAUGAUCGACGCCUGCAGUACACAGAGCAUCAGCAGCUCGAGGGCUGGAGGUGGAGUCGGCCUGGGGACCGCAUUCUUGAUAUAGAUAUUCCGCUGUCAGUUGGUAUCUUGGAUCCCAGAGCAAGCCCAACCCAGUUGAACACUGUUGAAUUUCUGUGGGAUCCAUCAAAGAGAGCCUCAGCAUUCAUUCAGGUACAUUGCAUCAGUACAGAAUUUACUCCACGGAAGCAUGGAGGAGAGAAAGGGGUACCCUUCCGGGUGCAAAUCGACACCUUUAAGCAGAAUGAAAACGGGGAAUAUACAGAACACUUGCAUUCUGCAAGCUGCCAGAUCAAAGUGUUCAAGCCUAAAGGAGCAGACAGAAAACAGAAGACUGACAGGGAAAAAAUGGAGAAGAAGACCACCCAAGAGAAGGAGAAGUAUCAGCCUUCCUAUGAGACAACUAUUCUCACAGAGUGCUCUCCCUGGCCAGAUGUGCCUUAUCAAAUGAACAAUGCUCCAUCUCCAAGCUACAACAGUUCUCCCAACAGCUUCAACCUUGGAGAUGGCAACAGUUCUCCAACCCACCAAGUGGAGCUCCUGCCUCCCAGCAACGAUCAUCUCCUUCCUUCUGCUUCUAUUCAAGAUGCCCAGCAGUGGCUUCAUCGUAAUAGGUUCUCUCCAUUCUGUAGACUCUUCUCAAGUUUUUCGGGUGCUGACUUACUGAAGAUGUCCAAAGAAGAUUUUGUUCAAAUCUGUGGGCCUGCUGAUGGAAUUCGGCUCUUUAAUGCAAUCAAAGGAAGAAAUGUAAGGCCCAAGAUGACAAUUUAUGUCUGUCAAGAACCGGAGCAAAACAGGUCCCAUCUCCACCAAAAACGAGAAAAUGGAGAUUGCAGUCUUUGUGUAUAUCAUGCAAUCUUCUUGGAGGAAUUGACCACACUGGAAUUAAUUGAGAAGAUUGCGAACUUGUACAGCAUAUCUCCACAGCAGAUAAAUCGAAUCUAUCGUCAGGGACCCACAGGGAUCCAUGUAUUAGUGAGCAAUGAGAUGGUGCAAAAUUUCCAAGAUGAAUCUUGUUUUGUUAUCAGCACAUUAAAAGCUGAAAGCAAUGAUGGCUACCACAUCAUUUUAAAAUGACCAUGCUGCAUAGAAAGACUUUAACAGCCUAAAAUUUAGUGCCUCACUGAGAUUGCUACAACCUAGACUGGAAACAUGAAGAACCCUCGGAUAAAAUGCUCCUGUGAACUAAGAAUUACCAAACAGCUUAAGGAAAAAUUUGCUUUUACAGAUACACAUUUUUUGGUGGUGUGUGGUUUUGUUUUUGUUUUUUUGAAGCUGGAGCUGAGAACAUCCUCAAAGCUUGUACAUGUUUCUUCCUCCCUCCCUUCCUCUUCAGUCUUAAAAAUUGCUGAGGUUUCUGCUCAUUACUUAGAAACAUCUGCCUUGUACUAAAGGGAAAUGAAAGAUAAACAAAACCCAAUUUUCUAGACCCCUCAUGGUUGGGUGAAUUGAUUUAUUUACUGUUCUGAGUGCUCUCUUGCUUUCAACACACACCCUGUUGCUGAUGGACAUAGGCUCCCUGAGGGUCCUCUUUUUGAGGUGGAAGACCUGGGGCUACAUCCAAAACCAGAUUGGGCAAUGCAGAGGAUGGAUUUGGUGCUCAGUCCUCACCCAGAGUGUCAACCCUGGAAGCCCGCUCCUAGCUGUUCUUCACCUGUAGACAUGCUCAGAGCCCAGAGACCUUGGGCCCUCCUGACAGAGCUUCUGUAAUACCCAUCCAACAGAACAGUUUUUCAGGGUUCAGGGGAGGACAGACAACCUGAGGCAAACAGUUCAGUACCGUAUUAUAUUUUUAGCUUUAGAGUAGUCUCUCUGAAUGGAGUAUGUGAAGGUUUUCUGAGGAAAUGUUUUGAAUGUUGAAAGUUAUAGAACUCAUGACUAAUUCGUACUAUGGAUUUAUUCUACUCUACAAAGCGUUGAUUAACUUCUAUCUUUACUGUAACUGGGAUUAGGUUUUACAAUCCUAAUGUUUUUUCCUUCUGUUACUCACCAAAGUGAAGCUUUUGAUUGAGUCCAGGUAACAGAUCAUCUUAGUUGGUGCUUCUUAUAUUCUUGCUAUUUCACUCUUGACUCCUGUUUCCAAUAUCUGCAACUAUGGUCAACUCCACCCUCCCUUGAUGUUUUGGGAUGACAUCCAGGCUCCACUAAGCUGAAAAAGUGGCUUCCACUGAUGUCAAAGGCAAACUGGAUCACACCCUUCUUGCAUGGAUGGAGUAAUUUCAAUUUUGGCAGCUAAUUAAUACGUGUUUCCCAAACCAAAUGUCUACAUAGCAUCAAAUUCUGAUACUUGAACAUUAAAUUUCAUCCUGAAUUGAGAUGGAAAGCUGAAAUACAGAAAAUUUUCCUGGAAUGGAAAUUUUUCAAAAAAAUGAGAAAUUGUCAGCUGGAAAAUGCUGAAUAAAAUGUUCUAGCCUUUUGAAAUGGAAACAUUUAAUUAAAUCCAUUUGGCCCUUAAAGCAGCAUCAGUUUGAGCUACUGUUGCAGACCUCAGAAAUUACCAUUCAAGUGCCUUGUGCGCCAUGUCUCCCUUGGGGCUGAUCUCUUUGGCUGGGUUACAGAUCCCAUGAUGCUCUUACCGUGGGUUAGUCAAAGGGGGAAUGCGUCAUGAAGGCUGGAAGGGUGCCCAGGAACCCAGCCUUCUGGGAAAGAGGGGGACAUGGAGCCCGUGAAUUACAGCUCCCAGCUGACACUGGAGGAAUUCAGGCAGACACGGACUGAUAUUUUUCUGACAAAAACGAUGUGUUUCAAGCUUUCCCAACAGAAAUAAACAGCAAAAUAUUGAGAAAAGCAACCUUUUUUUCAUUAAAAGCAUCGUUUUGCGCAAAAAAACCCACCCAUCCCCACCGAUUUUUUUUCUUUACACCAAAAAUAAUACUAGAAUAGAAAAAUCAUGUUACAAUGGGAAAACCUUCAGCCAACUCAGCUAAUUGAGUAACAGUGCCUACUUGGGCAUGAUCUUGCUCAACUGACUGUCCUGGAUGUCCAUGAAUUGUAGUGUUUCACCAAAAAGGAUGCCCAGGCUUUGGGACACAGUGAUUCCUCCCCCCUGAAGUGAAGGAUUUUGAGGCUUCUUGGUUGGAGACCAGGUUAUGUAGGGGACAAGGUUGUCUCCUGACACACAGGGUGAGCUUUAGGGGAAGAAAUGACUUGUGAAGGAUGGGAAAUGCUGUCUUCUUGAAAGGAAGGUGAAACCAUGGCAAGCUUGACCCUGCCUCGGUGCCUGUGUCCUCUGCUCUGUAUGGCUGCGCACAGGGAGCGGGACAGCUGGGGAGGCCCUGAGCACUGAGGCAUACAGGUGGUGGCCACACAGUUACAGCUGCCUUCCAAAUCAGGGAAUCAACUCCAGCUGUUUUUUGUGAGUAGGUGGGACCAACACGCUCCUGUUGGUUUAUUUUGUGGAAAGUGCUUUGGAAGAUGUACAUUGACUGUGCUUUUUCAUCCUCUUUUAUAAUACUGGCCCAGUGUAUUGGCAUGGCUGUUGUUGGUGUGCAGCUUGGAGUGGUGAAUCUGACCUGGUGAGAAGGGUUUAAAUAAGACCUCGGAGUUGCCAGGAGUGUAGCCUGUACUGCAUCCACUUACAUGUGACAGCCCUGUAAUUCAGGGGACAGCAAUACUGAAACACAGCAGCGUGAAGAAAGGAUAGAGGUAACUUUGCUCCCAGACUUACAGACUAAGAUCUGUUUGCUUAUUUUAAAAAAAUAUAACUUGUUCUUGAUUAGUUAAAAGACGAAUCUUGGUCGUAAGGAAUCAUAUGCACUUGCUUGAUUAAUUUUGAACAAAAUAACUCUCCAUUACGGCCUUGUUAUAUUUAGAUUUUCAAAAAUAAAAAAAUGCAUAUGAGGAUGAAUUUGAUACUCUAUCUUCUCCUUUUCAUGCUGUAAGGAGGUAUGCCAGAGUAAACAAUUGCAUAGAUUAUAAAUAUUGUCCUAUUGGGUGUGCUCUACUGUUGUAUCUAUGUUAGCUUGUUCGUAAAGCUGUAUGACUUCAAUAUGUGUGUAAGGCCUGUGCUUACUUAACAGAGUAGUUCUAGUCCUUGUUGAACCUCUGUAGUCCCAGCAGAAAUUUGGAGGAAUUGUGGUCAAGUAACAUACACGCCCAUGAAGACACAGCACAGCUAGUUUGAUGUCUAGGAGAAUGUCAAGUUACUUCAACUUAAAAUCAUAGAAUGUCUCAAGAUCAUGGAGUCCAACUCCUUGCAGGACCACCUAAAACUAAACCAUAUGAUUAAGAGCAUUGUCCAGACAUUCCUUAAACUCUUGACAGACAGGCUUGAUGCUGUGACCACUUCCCUGGGGAGCCUGUUCCAGUGACCAGCUGUCCUCUUGGUGAAGAAAUCCAGCCUGAACUUUCCCUGAUGCAGCUUCAUUCCAUUCCCUCUUGUCCUAUCUCUGCUCAACAGAGGGAGAUCAUCACCUCCCCCUCUACUGCCUCCCUUGAGGAAGGUGUAGACUGGGAUGCAUCUCUGGGUGUUAGGAAAUGUUGCACACUUUGCCCUUGUUGCAUGAUGCUGUGUAACCAACCAGUUCUUGUAUGUGGGCAAACUGGCCAUGAACCAUUGUGGCUGAGCAACUAGGACAAGUGGUCAGAGCAACAUUGGUGUGAGAUUGGACUGCCUGAUGAACUCUCCACUCCGCCUUCCAAAAAUAUAAAAGCAAAUCCUUGCCCUGUUGAGGUUGAUGAAUUUGUCCAUGCAGGAACCAAGCAAAAGCCUUCAGGAUUUAUGGUAGGGAUUUAUGUGAGGAGUGAGAAAGACAGACUUGUCUCGCCGAAGUGGCAGGUAAAUCUUAGGCUCCCUGUGGUUACAGAGGGUCUGCCAUCCCUGGAGAGACUCAUUUGCCCUGUUUGAGGAUUAAGCCUCCAGAACGAAGGCUGUUUCCUUGACUGGAGGAAGCAAAAAUUAUUAGUCUGGACUAGAUGUCUAAAUUCUAGAUAGACUAAAGGCAAGGGAGACGAGUAGCUCCCCCUCAUCUAAAUAUUCAAAAAAACUUUUGCAUUUGCUUUGCUCUUAAGUGCCUGUUACGUUUAUUCUUGCUUGUUUGUUGUUGUUGCUCUUUUUUUUUUUU
Messenger RNA from Athene cunicularia (burrowing owl), 5441 nucleotides. It is a transcript of the gene TFCP2L1, whose product is annotated as transcription factor CP2 like 1. Gene Ontology annotation, molecular function: RNA polymerase II cis-regulatory region sequence-specific DNA binding; DNA-binding transcription activator activity, RNA polymerase II-specific. Gene Ontology annotation, biological process: regulation of transcription by RNA polymerase II. The record is from RefSeq and is a predicted model, not a curated record. Gene Ontology annotation, cellular component: nucleus. Lineage: Eukaryota; Metazoa; Chordata; Aves; Strigiformes; Strigidae. The transcript is spliced from 15 exons. The coding region runs from base 1 to 1455 and encodes 484 amino acids.